This is a messenger RNA of Aspergillus ruber CBS 135680, 1361 nucleotides long. RefSeq names its product FAD-dependent oxidoreductase. NCBI's taxonomy places the organism in Eukaryota, Fungi, Ascomycota, Eurotiomycetes, Eurotiales, Aspergillaceae. Gene Ontology annotation, molecular function: FAD binding. The coding region runs from base 63 to 1226 and encodes 387 amino acids. The record is from RefSeq and is a predicted model, not a curated record. The transcript is spliced from 6 exons.
CUCCGUCGCAUAUAAAUUAACUGCAGUCGGGAUAGUUUUCCAUCAUUGGUGACAGAUAUAUAAUGGAUCGAGUUCUCAUUGUGGGCGCUGGCGCUGCUGGACUCCUCAUCGCGCAGGUUCUCAAGCGAGAAAACAUCCCCUGCACCAUCUUCGAACAAGACCCUUCCUUCCGACCGCGCGACUGGAAUUACGGUGUUUACUGGGCACAGUCUGGCCUGUCCGAAUGUCUUCCCCCUGAAUUGCUCGAUCAGCUCGAGAAUUGCCAGGUAGACAAUCACACUCCAGCUGCGACGGAUAUCUUGCCCGGCUUCAAUGGCAAGACUGGGGAGAAACUGGUUGAUGUCCCGGCGCCGUACAGUUUGCGUCUCAAGCGGCGCAAGUUCCUGCAGCUCAUCUCCACUGGGUUGGACAUUGAGCGCGGAAAACGUCUGGCCAAAGUCGAAUCAAAUAACGACAUCGUCACCGCAUUCUUCGAAGAUGGCUCCCAAGCCACCGGUAAACUACUGAUCGGGGCUGAAGGCGCCCAUUCGCGAGUUCGGGAGUAUCUCAUGGGUCCUGAAAAGGCAGCUCUCAAGCCAUCCCCUGUCGUCUCGUCGAUCGCGACCCCUAGACUUCCCGUUGAUGUGGCUAAUGCCGUGCGCAAAUUGCAUCCCCGGUACUGCGCCGUGUUCCACCCAGACGGUUACUUUUGCUGGGUCGGAAUUCAUAAUGAAACCGAAGACCCUGCUGAAUCCGAGUUUCUGCUGCUGAUGUCGUGGAUCUCGGAGAAUGAUACCGGACUGUCUGGGGAGGCUAUCCUGCAUGACCUCAAGGAGAAGGCCAGUCACUUCGCUGAGCCGUUCCGAUCUGUCUUCGAGACCCUUGCCCCCGGUACCAAGGUAUGGCACAGUCGCCUAUCGUACUGGGAGACUCAGCCAUGGGAUAAUCACAAUGGUACUCUCACCUUGGUCGGUGAUGCAGCUCAUCCUAUGACUUUCCACCGCGGCCAAGGGUUGAACAACGCCAUCCUCGAUGCCGCCUCCCUCAGCCGUGGGAUCACCAAACUCCAAGACAAGUCCCCCGGUGCCCUCCGACUGGCACUCGAGGCCUAUGAAGAAGAAGUCCUGGUCAGAGGACGGGAGGUCGUCGAGUCGUCCAACUUGAACAGUGUCUCCAUUCAUAACUGGGAAGAUCUGCAAAGCUCGCCUCUGUUCAAGAUGGGUUUGAAAAAAGAUGCCACGGCAUAAGCACGCGAACACCCCUGCUUUUCUUUUGUUUCAACGCGCAAUACCCAUCUAGUAUCGUUUCCAUUCAAUUAUGUAAAUAAGAAAGAAGUACAUAGCCAAUUAUUCCCAGAAUGUCACAAAAUUGCCAUUAUUCUC